Messenger RNA from Penicillium vulpinum, 351 nucleotides. RefSeq lists its product as uncharacterized. The coding region runs from base 1 to 351 and encodes 116 amino acids. The record is from RefSeq and is a predicted model, not a curated record. The transcript has 3 exons. Lineage: Eukaryota; Fungi; Ascomycota; Eurotiomycetes; Eurotiales; Aspergillaceae.
AUGGGUGGCGCUGCUGUGUGCCUUAUGGCACCUGACGAGCUACAGAGGAUUUCGGACACAGUUCGGACACAUCGUCCCGGGUACAAACUCCGAUUGCCUAGAGGCCAAAUACGUCUUGUCGAGCUCGAGGUGUUUGAUCAGCGAAGCUGGCCGAUCAGACCUCAGUAUGAUCUUCAAGUGGCUAUUCGGGUACCCCGUCAAGCUUUCAGCGCUGAAUGGAUAAUACGAGAGAAGAUCCGAUCACAGUAUCAGCGACAUGGUGCCAAGCAAGCGGUUGAUCUCCAGGAUGUGGAGAAUCUCCCGAGUUAUGUUGGCCCUGGUAAAGCGGAGCCCAACUUUGAUCAUGACUAG